AUGGAGUUGACUCAAGAAAACUUAAAUUUAGAUGAGAAAGAAAUUGAGUUGAUGGAAGAAGUAAAUUAUAAUUUAGUUGAAAAAGAAAAGGGAUUAGAGAAUGAAUGUGAUGAAGAUGAUGAUUCUAGAGUAUUCGUGUUAGAUGAAUCAGCUCUGGAGACUGCAAAAACUAUAUUUGGUUUACAGAAUCUUCAAGAUAUACAAGAUGAUGUUGCUUUUGUGAAAGUUAAAGAACAUAAUACACUCAUCAAAGAAAUCAACAAAGGUAGAUCAAAUGAAGAGAUAGAAGUUGAAGACAAUUUACCCACUCUGGUUGCAGACAUAACAGUUGCACCAAUUGAUGAGAUUGAAAUUUCUUUACUAAAAUAUAAGAGACACAAAAAAUCAAAUGAGGAACUUGAAAUUCUUCAAGAAGUGUUUAAUCAUCCUACAAACUUACCAAAGGAAGAUAAAAUUACAUUGAAUUAUUGCUUUUAA
This is a messenger RNA of Entrophospora candida, 477 nucleotides long. The record is from the annotation of a GenBank genome assembly. Lineage: Eukaryota; Fungi; Glomeromycota; Glomeromycetes; Entrophosporales; Entrophosporaceae.